This is a messenger RNA of Verticillium dahliae VdLs.17, 2004 nucleotides long. RefSeq names its product keratin-associated protein 5-4. The record is from RefSeq and is a predicted model, not a curated record. NCBI's taxonomy places the organism in Eukaryota, Fungi, Ascomycota, Sordariomycetes, Glomerellales, Plectosphaerellaceae. The coding region runs from base 1 to 2004 and encodes 667 amino acids. The transcript has 4 exons. Gene Ontology annotation, molecular function: chitin binding.
AUGAAGGCCUUUGUUCUUGUCUGGCUGUUGCCUGUGUUGGCAACAUGCCAAAGUACGACAUCCCCUGCCCUGCCGCCGUGGCAAACAGGUGUCAUCACGGAGGACGGUAGCUGUGGUGGCAUCGACAACUGGGACGGCAUGUGCGGUCGAUCCAAAGCCUUUUGCGGCGACGGAUGCCAGCCAACCUUUGGGAACUGUGACGCGCCUCCGCCGCCCCCGGUAAAACCACCCGGACCCGGUGACGCGUCUCCGGAUGGUUCUUGCGGAGGCUCAAACCAGUUCACCUGUACCAACUCGACCUUCGGGGCGUGCUGCUCGUCUGGAAACUGGUGCGGCGACUCGUCCGCGCAUUGCGGCACCGCCUGCCAGAGCGCCUUUGGCACCUGUGCGGGCGAGAGCAACAUUUCUUCCGACGGCAAGUGCGGACCCAAUGGAAAGAUCUGCCUCGGUUCAGGCUUCGGUGAUUGUUGUUCGUCCAGCGGCUGGUGCGGCGGUGCGGCGGAACACUGUGGCACCGGCUGCCAGACGGCUUUCGGCAACUGCACGGCCGGGAGCGGCAGUGGUGGCGGCGAUUCUGGUGGCAAUCCCGGCACCAUCUCGACGGACGGUACCUGCGCCGGCACGAAGGGUCUGCUCUGCAAGGGCUCCAUUUACGGAGACUGCUGCUCGUCUAGCGGCUACUGCGGUAGUUCAGCUGCCCACUGUGGACCAGGUUGUCAGUCGAACUUCGGAAAUUGCACGACCUCGGGGGACGUUUCGACAGACGGCUCCUGCGGUAAGAACGGGAAGACUUGUAAGGGAUCGAGCUUUGGGGACUGCUGCUCCUCAAGCGGGUUCUGCGGAGGCACGACUGCGCACUGCGGAGCUGGGUGCCAGUCCGGAUUCGGCAUUUGUGCUGCAGCAGACAACAUUUCUACGGACGGCACCUGCGGAAGCAACGGGAAGACGUGCAAGGGGUCUGCCUUUGGCGACUGCUGCUCGGCCAGCGGCUUUUGUGGAGCGUCGACGGACCACUGCGGCGCGGGCUGUCAAACAAAUGCGGGCACUUGUUCUGGUGCUGCCAAUAACAACAUCUCGACGGACGGCAGCUGCGGCAAGAACGGCAAGGUCUGCAAGGGCUCGACCUUUGGCGACUGCUGCUCCUCUGGCGGGUUCUGCGGCGCGUCUACGGACCAUUGUGGUACCGGCUGUCAAGCCUCCUUUGGCACAUGCACAACGGCUGGUUCGGACAACAUCUCCACUGAUGGAUCCUGCGGGAAGAACGGCAAGACCUGUAAAGGGUCCACGUUCGGUGACUGCUGCUCGUCGGGCGGUUUCUGUGGCAAGUCAACGGAUCACUGCGGGCCAGGCUGCCAGACUCUAUUCGGCACGUGUACGGCCGGGGCUGGUAGCAUCUCGACCGAUGGUGCGUGUGGGAAGAAUGGAAAGACGUGCAAGGGCUCGACUUUUGGAGAUUGCUGCUCGUCUUCCGGGUUCUGUGGCAAGUCGACAGAUCACUGUGGUGCCGGUUGUCAAUCAUCGUUCGGCACCUGCACGACCGGUGCCGGCUCCGUGUCUACGGAUGGAAGCUGCGGCAAGAACGGCAAGACGUGUAAGGGAUCGACAUUUGGAGACUGCUGUUCGGCGAACGGUUUCUGCGGAAAGUCUUCAGACCAUUGCGGCACGGGCUGCCAGGGGUCUUUUGGAACGUGCAACGGCGCGGCCGACAGUCUCUCCAAGGACGGCGCCUGUGGUUCGAGGAACGGCAAGACGUGCGUCGGGGCCGGGUUUGGGACGUGCUGCUCCAGCACUGGAUAUUGCGGAAGCACUGGAAGCCACUGCGGCCAGGGCUGUCAAACCGGGUCCUCGAGUGGAUGCUUCACGAGAAACAUCCCCACCAAUGACGGCACAUGCGGUGCUAGCAAAGGCAGCUUCACAUGUGCUGGUGGUCCUUUCGAUAACCAAUGCUGCAGUUCCGGUGGCUUCUGCGGGACAACGAGCGAUCACUGCGGAUCUGGCUGGUGA